AUUAGGCAGCAACGAUAACCUAUCAACACAACACCGUGCAGGUUAUUACAUACUUGAUACUCAAGCGCGCCCCUUCCUCCGCGACUCAUCGUCAACUCCGCGAAUAUGCAGAACAGCAGUUAGCAGCCCAUCUGCACCAAUUCGGCACAAUUGGAUUCAUUGGCAUCACUCAGUUAUUACAAUAGAGCAAUACUCAAUCCGUUGGGUUGAGUAACACAUCUGGGCUUUGUUGAUCGAAACGGAGGUAAUUGUACAGUCGGUGAAAUAUUGUAAAAAGCGCAUCAUGACACGAACGAAAAACACAUCUUUAAAGAAAAUAGAACCAUGCGAAGUGAAAUGUACUGAACAGAGGCUACUGCAUAAAUGGACACGAUAUUCAAGCGCCAAACUCGAAGAGGUGGAGGAAACACUGUUGUCAGCUCUUCGGAAACCCUUCGAAAGUAUCUUUGUAGAGGUAGGUCAUUGUGUUGGCAAGAAUGAUAAGAUACGCACAGUUGCCCUAAACCGAGAAUCGGCAAACAUUCCUGUGCUGUUGUUACACGGGCUAGGCGCAGGCGUUGGGCUGUGGGUCCUAAACUUAGAUGCCAUUGCUGAUCACCGACCAAUGUACGCUAUUGAUAUACUGGGCUUUGGGCGAAGCUCCCAUCCGAAGUACGAUCCUGAUACGGCGGCCGCCGAACGGCAAUUUGUGGAAUCCAUCGAAGCCUGGCGUAUUGCUGUUGGUAUCAAGCAAAUGUACAUCCUCGGCCACUCGAUGGGAGGCUAUCUUGCCUGCAGCUAUGCUCUAUCGCAUCCGCAACGUGUUGCCGGUCUAAUACUAGCCGAUCCAUGGGGCUUCAUGGAGACACCGCCGAGAAUAAAGCGCAAAUACUGGAUACGUGUAUUGUACAGAACGGCUCGAAAAAUGAAUUUCUAUCCGCUAACGGUGGUUCGUCUUGCCGGUCCAACUGCCGCCUGGAUUUUGAGCCGAAGGCGGACUGAUAUCACAUCUCGUUUUGAAUCGAUUGUUCCCAACGAACGGGUGGUAGCCGACUAUCUGCAUCUGGUAAAUGCGCAGAAACCAUCCGGAGAAAGCGGUUUCUGUGCAAUCCAGAAAAACUUUGGUUGGCCGAUAAACCCGAUGCUGCAGCGUAUCGAUCAAAUUGACCCGAGCAUACCCAUGACGUUCAUCUAUGGCUCAGAAUCAUGGAUCGACUUGGAAGCCGGAGAAAUAACAAAAUCAAAACGCACUGGAAGUUUCGUGGAAGUGAAGAUAAUAGAUAAUGCAAGCCAUCAUUUGUACGCCGAUUUUCCUGACAUCUUCAACCGGCACGUUAACGAUGCUUGUCUGAAGUAUGACGCACGUAGUAGUACGCUUGCUACUAUGACAGAACUUUCUGAGGAAUAACAGAAAGCACUAGCGAUUCUAUCCCCCCAUGGUACAAAUAGCAAUCGAACGCAGUAAAUAUAACAGAAUCGCCUCGAAAUUAUGUACCUUGUACUGCCAGCCAUACAAAAAGACACUUGAACAUGAACUGAAAAAAAAUCUUGGAAAGCGAUUGGAUGCCAGUGCAAUGAUUGCCACAAAUUUCCUACUUCCCACCAGAUCUACAGAAUUUUUAUAAUAUUACAUUCUUCCAAAACAACAGCAACUGCUGGUCAAAUUACAGGACAAGGCAAGUGCUGACUGACGCGGUAUUUCCAGGUCAACAUUUCAAUUCUACACUAUUUACAUCUCAAAUCUGUUCCACCUGAACAAACACCAGUUUCCAGGAAUAUGCGAUCCGGUUCCUCCGUAGUUAUUAGAAGUAACAUAGAGCAGCUGCACUACGCUGCCACAAAUCAGAUGUCAUCCUAGAUGAAGUGAUAGCGCUUUUGAAAGCAAAACUGUAGGAUUAACGUCAACGAAGAUGCUUUUUACACAACCUGUCCAGCAGUUUUAGUACUACAACUUGUCUUUAAAUGUUUACAAUAUCGUAGAGUUUAUAACUCAGUUUGUCAAGGUUUUGUUAUCAACGGCAUAAUUGAUUGCUCGCAACAAUCGUUUGUUAACUCUAUGAGAGAUAGCUAAAAACAAUCAAGUUAUUGUAUCAUUUAAUAAGCCAA
Molecule: messenger RNA, 2085 nt
Organism: Anopheles cruzii
Lineage: Eukaryota; Metazoa; Arthropoda; Insecta; Diptera; Culicidae
Product: (Lyso)-N-acylphosphatidylethanolamine lipase-like
Exons: 6
Coding region: 284-1387 (367 amino acids)
Cellular component (GO): lipid droplet
Source: RefSeq, a predicted model, not a curated record